CAAUUUGAGCCACUAACUCAGCCAGCAAUUACAACAAUUCCAGCGCCAUGGCGCCGAAGUGGUCCACGAACGAGGCUCUUCGAGUCAGCCCUAAGGCACAAACAAGCAGUCCACAGCCCCUUCAGCACGCCGGGCCUGAGGCAAUCGCCAUCAUCGGCAUGGGAUGUCGCUUCCCUGGCGACUCGAACACACCAGAUGAGUUUUGGAAUAUGCUGCUCGAGAAGCGCAAUGGCUUCUCGCGGCCACCGCCCUCACGAUUCAACAUAGAAGGCUUUCAUUCCAAGAAGAAGAGGCCCGGAUCAAUACGACCCGAAGGCGCCUGCUUCGUUUCUGACACCAUCUAUGACUUCGAUUCGCCAUUCUUUGGCAUAACGAAGUCUGAGGCUGAGGCCAUGGAUCCUCAGCAACGAAAGCUGCUCGAGACUGUGUACGAAGCCCUCGAACAAGGCGGCAUUACUCUUGAGCGUGUUUCCGGCUCAAAGACUGGGGUAUACGUCGGGAACUUCAACUACGAUUAUGGCGUGCAGAACCUACGUGAUGCAGAUUACCCUCGCGACUACAGCAUGACUGGACAGGGUGUGACAAUACUGGCAAAUCGCAUCAGUUACGUCUUCAACCUCACUGGACCGAGCGUGACGCUUGACACGGCCUGCUCUUCGUCCAUGUACGCAACUCACAUGGCCUGCCGUGCUCUCUCAUCUGGUGAGAUCGAUGGCGCCAUCAUUGGCGGCACGAAUCUCAUUCAGUCAAUCGAGAACCACAUGAGCACCGAUGCGAUGGGUGUGCUGUCUCCGACUUCUCACAGUCACACCUUCGAUUCCUCUGCUGACGGCUACGGUCGCGGAGAAGGCGUGGGUGCCAUCUACGUGAAACGCUUGUCUGACGCUCUCCGCGACGGCGACCCAAUCCGUGGCCUGAUUCGAGGUACUGCUGUCAACUCUUGUGGCAAGACCAGCGGUAUCACACAACCAAGUGCCACAAGUCAAAGCGCAGUUAUCCGCGACGCUUACGGAUUCGCGAAGAUUUCGGAUCUUGACGAAACCGGCUACUUCGAGACACAUGGCACAGGGACCUCCGUUGGCGAUCCCAUUGAGCUGCACGGUAUCGCAGAUGUAUUUGCAUCAUCAACGGGCCAGCGGCGACGACACCCCCUUUUGCUCGGCGGCGUGAAGCCCAACACUGGCCAUGCCGAAGCUGCUUCUGCUAUAGCGUCCAUUCUGAAGGCCGCUUACAUCUUGGAGAAAGGUACGAUACCCGCGACUAUUGGCAUCAAGAAAUUGAACGGGCAACUCGACUUCCGCGGCGGAGAACUGGAGGUGGUACAGGAGAACAGACACUGGCCCACUGAACAUGAAAUCCGGCGUGCUAGUGUGAAUUCGUUCGGAUAUGGAGGCGCCAACGGUCACGCAAUCGUCGAGGCAGUAUCAUCGGUCUUGCCCGGUUACCAGUCAUUCAAAACGCGUGAAACUUCAAGACAAAAUGUCACUACGGCAAAAAUCACCGGUACCAUGGGCUCUGGAGAAUCUACAUUCUUCACCAAGGAGAGAACACAAUUCCUCCUUCCGUUCUCGGCUCAUGACCUUGAUACGCUCAGAGCCAACAUUGCAGCCACGCGUGAUGUGGCCGACCAAUACGAUACCGAAGACUUGGCUUAUACGCUUGCUGCUCGGCGCUCACGCUUUUCUCAUCGAGGCUAUGCGGUCGUCAAUAAGACGUCCACUGCCCAUGACCUCGAAGAGCAGGCAAUCAGCAUUGGCAAGCGAGGGCAUGGAGCCAACAUCGUUUUUGUCUUCAAUGGGCAAGGAGGUCAAAGCGUGCAGAUGGGCAAAGACCUUAUGCAAGAUUUCCCGUCGUACUUGCAAAGCAUUCGAGAACUUGACAAAGUCCUCCAAUCCCUGGGAAAGCAUGCACCCCCGUGGUCGCUCGAGACUGAACUGCUCAAGGCGGAAACCGCAAGUCGGGUGCAGGAGGCGCAGUUGUCUCAACCUCUCUGCACUGCUGUUCAAAUUGCUCUGGUCGAUCUGUUGGACACUUGGGACGUAAGAGCAAAGGCGACUGUUGGCCACUCUUCGGGUGAGAUUGCUGCUGCGUACGCUGCUGGCACGAUUUCCAGGUCGGAGGCUAUAAUUUUCGCUUACUUUCGUGGUGUUGCCGUCGUUGAUGGUAAUGACAAGGGCCAAAUGAUUGCAGUGGGCUUGAGCGCGGAAGAGUGCGAGCCAUAUCUGGAAGACGGCGUCGUUAUUGCUUGCUAUAACUCGCCCAUUUCGGUGACUUUGAGUGGCGGCGCAGAUGCCAUCUCACACGUUCAAGCAAAGCUUGAGAGGGACAACAUUUUCACGAGAGCGAUCAAUACGGGCGGGCGAGCCUACCAUUCACACCACAUGGGAGAGCCAGCAAUCAGCUACCUCGACAAUUUACAACACGCCCUCAAACUGAAUGAUAGCAUCGCGCAGAGAUCAGGCAAGCUUGCACGCGAUGCCGUAUUCUCGUCCUCGGUAUACGGCACAGUGAUGGAAACUGGCUUCCGCCCGGGACCUGAAUACUGGACAAAGAAUUUGAAAUCUCCAGUGCUUUUCUCUCAAGCACUGCAUGCUUUGCUGUCCAGCACCAAGCUCAAAUUGGACACCAUCAUUGAGAUAGGCCCCCACUGCACACUUGCGUCCCCCAUCCGACAGCUGAGAGACAAGCUCGACAGAAAGCACGAGGAACUCGCAUAUUUCGCAUCACUCGUGCGGGGACACAACAGUACCUUGAAGAUGCUGGACCUCGCCGGCGCCUUGUUCAUUAAAGGUCACGACAUUAGCCUCGCUGCGGUCAACUCCAUCGAGCGGAUGGUAGAUGGCACCUUGAAGCGUACUGCUGGCAAAACGUUAGUGGACCUCCCACCCUACAAAUGGAAUUAUGAGAACGGCAGAAACCUUCGUCUCAAGAACAGAUUCACUGAAGAGUACCGACUGCGCAAGUUUCCACGGCAUGAUCUUCUAGGCUCUAGGAUUACUGGCGGCAUUCGGGACAGGCCACAAUGGCGAAACCUCCUGGAUCUCAAAGGUCUGUCAUGGCUAGAGCAGCACAAGCUGUCGGUGCAACCUGUGUUUCCAGCCAUGGGAUACAUCGCAAUCGCGGUCGAAGCCGCGCGCCAGUUCUUUUCCGAGUUUCUCAUCUUCAGGAAUCGAUUCCGCUACGUCUUCCCUCAGAUCACCAUCAAAGCAGCACUGAACCUGCCAACCGCAGGUACUCACGUCGAGGUUCUGACGAGCAUGCAAUUCCAGCAGAUCUCUGACUCCACUGCAUCCAAAGAGACUGCUGUCUUUUCCAUUCAAUCCUGUAGCAACGGCAUCUGGACGGAGCACGCUACAGGCAAAGUCAAGAUUGAGCGAGGCGACCCAAUGCAGCCACUUUUCGAAGAAGCCAAGCUGCAAGAGCCAAAGACAGCCCAUACAUGGUAUCGAGGCUUCUCCAAUGUCGAUCUGAACUAUGGCGCCGCGUUCAGUGGUUUGAGCGACAUUCGAUCCGAUCCGUGGGAGAACGAAGUGACCGCUUUGACGAAGUUGCUGCCCGCGGGCGUUGAUCAAGAUGACUCCCGCUACUUGGUGCACCCAGCAACUAUGGACACAUGCAUUCAAGCAGCGUUGAUAGCUGCUCAUCACGGUUCGCUCAAGGAUCUCCGUCACUCCUUCAUCCCAGUCAGCAUGGACAAUCUGGUCGUCUGGAACUACGACGGCCGUGACAUUCCUGCAUUGCAACCAGCAGAUGGACGCGUACUGGCAGUUGGCAGCAAGAGCGGUGAGCGCAAGCUUGUUGGAACAAUGCAACUCUUUGAUCCGGAAGGUCGCCCGCUCUUUGCCAUCGACCGGAUCAAUUGUGUCAAGUACGCGGACAAGCUGAUAUCCAAUACUCAGCCUGACAGCCAUCCUCACCUUCGUGUAGUUUGGAAGCCAGAUGUGGACCACCCUAAUGCGUUUGCAACCCCAAUUCGAGUUCCACAAGCUCUAUUACGGAUGUGGGCAGAAAGCUUGGUCUCGACAGCGAGGACGCGCCUGACUCAUCCAAUAGCCAAAGCUGUUCUCGAAGCUCUGCCCGGAAACUAUGCUUCUCAGGCCGUGGAAGAGCCCUCUCUUGAUUUCGGGAGCGAAGGCAUGGGUGAGGAGAUCUUCGAGCUUGAAAGUUUGGUAUUGAACACCUUCCGGCAUCUUGGUAAGGACUAUCGACCACCAAGCGAAGGGGUCAUGCCAGAGACAUUCCAGAAAGCUCUCGACCUCGUCACCCACAAGCGGUCCAACCUGGAUAUCCUACUUCUGGUGGACGGAAACAACACCGACAUCUUCCGCACACUCGAAUCUACGCUUAAGAGCAAAUCAUCACUCAAGCGCUAUCGCACACUGGACAUUGUCGUGACGAACGGUCAGGCAAAUUCUACUCUGGUUCGGAGUCUUGCGGACUUUCGUCAGGUUCUAUUCACCGAGAGCAACAUUUUCGCUUUCCCGGAUGAAAUGGCGACUGCCUACGAUCUCAUUGUCAUUGCACAGCCGCCGUCCUAUUUACAGAAACCCGUCAUCCUGAACGAGUUUCUCAACGACAUGAAACGACAUCUCAAGGAGCGAGGACGACUUCUUAUCGCCGAAGGUCGUCAUGAUCUGGAUGCUGACACUGGCCAUAUCUUGGACACCAUAGCCUCGGGGCUGGGCGAGUCCUUUUCCAGCCAACCUUUCGACAACUGGUCUGAAGCCAUCAAGAAGCAAGACUUUGAUGUUCGCUUCGCCGACUCGCAACCAACUGGCUGGACACUGCUCACUGCAGAGGUUUCGUCGCAGCAGAGGACUGCGGAUCUCAUCCUUCUUUCUCGCCAAGAAGACUGCAAUGUGACUGAGGUCUUUCACAAAGGUCUUAAGAAAGCCGGCUUCCAGGUGUCUCGUGCAAGUCUCGCGAGUCACGACUUCGUGGCGAAAGACAACGCAACUUAUGUCUCAAUCGUCGAAUUCGGGGACAGCUUGUUUGAUACCCUUGACCCAGUGGAGUUUGGGAACCUGCAAGCGAUUGCGAACAAGGCCGGUACUGUCGUCUGGACUACCACUGGCAACCUCCUCGGCGAGGCUAAUGCACGUGCUGCUGCCAUUCUUGGUCUUGCACGCACUCUGCAGAAUGAGAAUCUGGCCCUGCAAUUUUACACGAUCGACCUCGAUCACAAGAACGCGAAACUGGGUGCUUGCCAGGUAGCGUAUCUCCUGCACAGCAUUGACGCCGAGGAUGCCGCGGGUGAUAACGAGUUCGUGGUCAAGAAUGGUGCUUAUUACGUGAGCCGGUUGAGCGAGGACGUUACGCUCGAUGCUGAGGUCCAGAAGAAAACCAGCAACAAGCUCACGAAGAAAUCGGUUACUUCGGAAUCGCCAGUUCGUCUCGCUAUCGAGCGAGUCGGCGCCUUCGACACGCUUCACUUCGUCGCAGACGAUCGCGAUUCAUCUCUCAAGAUUGGGCAAGUCGAGGUCGCCGUGAAGUCUGUUGGCUUGAGCAUGAAAGACGUUGCGAAAUUUCAAGGAGACCCUGAUUUCGAAUCUCACUGUUACGAGGGUGCUGGGAUCAUCCGUCGUGUGGCACCGGGAGUCACCAAAGUUGCUGUCGGUGACUGCGUGACAUGGAUCGGAAAGGGCGCUUUCGCGAAUGUCGAGCGCUUCGACGCCAUUCAUGUCCACAAGCUCUCGCACACAGACAAGCUGGAAGUGGUCGCCGCGAUGCCUCUUGCCUUUUCUACGGCCAUCUAUGGACUCCUGCAUCGGGGCCGUCUCCGUUGGCGGGAGAGAGUCUUGAUUCACUCCGCCACGGAUGGCGUUGGCCUAGCUGCUAUACAAGUGGCGAAGAUGGUAGGCGCAGAGAUCUUUGCGACCGUUGCUACAGAAAAGCAGAAGGCCUUUCUCAUGAAGCACUACGGUCUUGACAACGCACAUGUCUUCAGCUCUGCGGACACUGGCUUUGCGCAUGAAAUAAUGGACACAACGAAAGCCUAUGGAAUUGACGUCUGUUUAAGUUCUUUGGAAGGCGAGCUGCUGCACGCAUCAUGGGGUCUGAUGGCCGUCGAUGGCCGCUACGUCAAUUUCGGAAGCCACGAUUCAUUGGACCACGGCAGUCUUGACUUUGAGGUCUUCAAACGCAGUGCAACUUUCACCGCCUUUGACUUGGGAGCUCUGGCUGAGGAGCGUCCCCAUGUUCUUGCCGGAGUCAUGCAAGAGGUGCUUCAGUACUUCCGAGAAGGCAAAAUCAAGCCUCUGCACCCAACUUACACCUGCAGCGCCGGCGACAUUGAUGUCGCCUUUCAACAAGUCUCCCAUGGCGAUAACAUCGGCAAGCUCGUUGUCAGUUUCGAUGGCCAGCCAUUGAAGGUGAAAGAAAAUGCUGAAGGCGUCAAGUUCAGGUCUGACGGGACAUACCUUUUGGUUGGCUGUCUUGGGGGGCUUGGUCGCUGCCUCUCACGCUGGAUGGUCGAGAAAGGCGCCCGCAACUUGACCUUCUUGGGUCGUUCCGGCGCGAGCAGCAAAGCAGCUGCUCAAUUUGUGUGCCAGCUGCAAGCUCGCGGCGUCACAGUCAACGUAAUCAAAGGCGACGUGAGCAGCAAAGCCGAUGUCGAGCGUGCGGUCGCCAACGCUGCUGUCCCAGUCCUCGGCGUUGUACAAGGAGCGAUGGCGUUGCAAGAUUUCCGUUUUGACAAGCUCAAUCUGGAUCAGUGGAAUGCGGCGAUUCGUCCCAAGAUUCAUGGAACAUUGAACCUACAUGAAGCACUUUUCGGCCAACCACUGGAAUUCUUCAUCAUGUUGUCUUCGAUCGCAGGCAUGACCGGAAACGCAACACAGUCGAACUACUGCACCGGAAACACCUUCAUGGACUUUUUCGCACGCCAUCGCAGACAACAAGGUCUUCCUGCUACGACGAUCGCUCUUACAAUGGUACAAGAAAUUGGCUUCGUGUCCCAAGACGAGAAGAUUGAGCAAGGACUUGCUCACACUGGACUGGUAGCUAUCAACGAGAAAGAGUUCAUCGAUCUGAUGGAGACAGCUAUGCUUCCGCAACCGAAGCCGACCUGGACUGGCGACGAUAAUGCAACUGCUCUGCUGAUCUCCGGACUUGACCCAGCCAAGAUCUCGCCCGAUGUUCUCACUUCCGGCAACCGCUUCUGGCACCAGCCUCGUCUGGGUCCUCUCACAGUGGCAUUAGAAGAGAAACUAGCAGAAAGCUCGGACGGCAACGAUAAGCAAGCUGCACCUGGUCAUGAUCUUCCAUCCCUCUUGGAAGCUGUCCAGAGGUAUCUUGCAAAAACCUUUGGUAUUUCGGCGGACGAUGUGGAUGAGUUGAAACCUUUGAUCGACUUUGGUAUGGACUCCAUGAUCGGCAUCGCGCUGAGGAACUGGGUGUUUGCAACCUAUGAUGUGAAAAUCCCGACAUCGGAUAUCAUGGGAACGACUCUAAGCGCGCGAACACUAGCGGAGCAGAUCCACGAUGGACUGCAAGCAUCUUGAGAUGGACUUGUGCAGAGGUUAUAGAUGGUAUUUUUGAGCUUCAACCCCAGGGCGAACAGGACAACGGUACGAGGUAUUGGUGAGCACUCUCCACUCAGAAGGAACCGAACCGGAGACACAUGACUAUGUAAUGUCUGCAUCACAAAAGUAGCUU
This is a messenger RNA of Cercospora beticola, 7656 nucleotides long. RefSeq names its product type I polyketide synthase. Gene Ontology annotation, molecular function: oxidoreductase activity; phosphopantetheine binding; fatty acid synthase activity. Gene Ontology annotation, biological process: fatty acid biosynthetic process; secondary metabolite biosynthetic process. NCBI's taxonomy places the organism in Eukaryota, Fungi, Ascomycota, Dothideomycetes, Mycosphaerellales, Mycosphaerellaceae. The record is from RefSeq and is a predicted model, not a curated record.